This is a messenger RNA of Echinops telfairi (small Madagascar hedgehog), 2173 nucleotides long. It is a transcript of the gene TMPPE, whose product is annotated as transmembrane protein with metallophosphoesterase domain. NCBI's taxonomy places the organism in Eukaryota, Metazoa, Chordata, Mammalia, Afrosoricida, Tenrecidae. The coding region runs from base 184 to 1524 and encodes 446 amino acids. The record is from RefSeq and is a predicted model, not a curated record. The transcript is spliced from 2 exons. Gene Ontology annotation, molecular function: hydrolase activity.
GGCUUCCCACCGUCUCUCUGCUGCUGGGGCCGCUGCUGGGGCCGCUGCUGGCGGGCCCGGCGCACGGCUUGCAUGCGGAGUUGACCUGGAAACCUCUUCUUGGCCACUGUCCUGUCUAAAGAACUCACCUUCCAGAGCCCACCUGCACAGAACUGGUGGGGGACCCUCCUAGGAGCUGAGAAAAUGGUGACCUUCAGGCAGCUGCCCCUGGGUGUGAAGGCCGCCCUGGCUGCUGGUACUGUCUUCAUGUCCAUGAUCGUCUCCCGCACCUACCUGGCAGGGAGCCUGGAGCUCAGGUCCUGGAGGUGGGUGUUCCGCCUGCAGCUUGCCUUGUUCGUCAACUCGCUCAUGCUCAUCGGCUCCCUGUACAUCUGGCGUAGCACCGUGAGCAACCUCGGCCCCUCCCCAGCUGCAGUGUCGGCCUGGUUUUGGCUUUGGAAGAUGGCUGUGGUGGUGUUUCUCGGCCUGGCCCACUCCAGUUCCUUCACAAUGCUCUUUCUGGUGGCAGAAGAACCCUAUCUCUUCUCCUUGGCAGCCUACUCCUGUCUGGGGGCUUACAUCAUCAUGGUCUUCUUCCUCUGUAUCCUCAGUGGCACAGAGCAGGUCUGCCAGCUCUUGGCCUGGCGCAGUGGCAGGGUUGUGGGCAGCCUGGACAAGACCAGGAAACUGGCCCUCCGGCCUGCCCUGGCAGUGGUGGUGACUGCUGUGCUCAGUGUGGUUGGGCUUCUGAAUGCUGCCCAGCCUCCAGUCGUGAAAACAGUGGAGGUGCCCAUCCACCAGCUGCCUCCCUCCAUGGACAACCUCAAGAUCGCCCUCCUCUCGGACAUCCACUUGGGCCCCACGGUAGGGAGGACUAAGAUGGAGCUGUUCGUCAAGAUGGUGAAUAAACUGGAACCCGAUAUCACAGUGAUCGUGGGUGACCUGUCCGAUUCGGAGGCGUCGAUCCUGCGGACAGCCGUUGCCCCCUUGGGCCAGCUUCGCUCCCGCCUCGGGACCUACUUCGUCACUGGAAAUCAUGAGUAUUACACAUCAGACGUCAGCAACUGGUUCACGCUGCUGGAAUCCCUGCACGUGCGGCCCCUGCACAAUGACAAUGUGAAAAUAGCUGCAGCAGGGGCCCAGCGCGGUGGUGGUGAAGAUGGAGCCUGGAUCUGCUUGGCUGGCGUGGAUGACAUUGAAGCGGAUAUCUUGCACUACUCUGGCCACGGCAUGGAUCUCAUCAAGGCCCUGGAGGGCUGCAGCCCAGACCACGCCACCAUCUUGCUCGCUCACCAGCCCCUGGCUGCCAAGAGAGCCCUCCAGGAACGGCCAGAAAUUAAUCUGAUCCUUUCAGGGCACACCCACGCUGGGCAAAUCUUCCCCUUGAACGUGGCAGCCUAUCUCCUGAACCCUUUCUUUGCUGGUCUCUACCGCGUGGCCCAGACAACAUUUGUCUAUGUCAGCCCGGGCACGGCUUACUAUGGGAUUCCAAUGAGGUUGGGUAGCCGGGCGGAGAUUACGGAGCUCAUCCUGAGGGCUCCCUGAGCACAGCCCUGCCCUUGCCCUUGGCCCUCUCUUCCCCACUGCCCAGUGGUUUCCCAGCUUGAUCUCCUCUCCUGCCCAGUCCUGCCAACAUACCCUUGGUCACAAGCCUGUCCUGAACAAUCAUCCGUCAUGGAACAGCCUGACAAGUUCAGGUUAACUCUUUAGAUGGCCAGUUGAUUGGCCAUUGUGGUCACCUAUGUAAGAGCGGGUAUUUCCGGAGAGUAUGGGGUGGGACGCUCCUCCCAUGCAGAGUUCCCAGAGAAGAAUGGAAUCUUGGGAUUGCUCUCCAAGUGGAGUGGGGAAGCUGCAGGCAUGGCUUCUGCUUGUUGUUUUAAAUCAUCUCUAGGACCAGGGCAGGCUUCUGGAAUCACGGAUCUAGAAAUUCGCUUGGGAGGAAGCCGCGUUGCUAGGAAAUUUGGGAGAGCAGGCAAGAUGGAGGCCCCCUGUGUCUUCUGCGGAAGACUGGUUUCUCUUUCCCCGUCAUCCCUAUCAGAGCCGCCAACAUUGAGACUAUCAGCAAAACCCACACCCUGUGCAUUCAAGCCUCCGAGUGUGGCUGUUUCUCGGGCUGUGCUCCUGGACCUUUGUGGGUGGGGGAAGUAGACAGAACUAUGAGCAGCGUGGUGGUGUUGGUGGUAACAAUCUUUGG